Messenger RNA from Gryllus bimaculatus (two-spotted cricket), 1221 nucleotides. NCBI's taxonomy places the organism in Eukaryota, Metazoa, Arthropoda, Insecta, Orthoptera, Gryllidae. The record is from the annotation of a GenBank genome assembly.
AUGGGACGGGGCCAUUCGCACUCUCCGACGCCCCCUGGACGAGCACGGAACAACAAGAGCAGCGGCCUGCGGCGACGGCAGGGGAGGCUGGAGAGAAACCCAGCGCCGCCUAGGGGCGCUGCCGACCGCUCCUCUUGGCAGUCUGCUCCUCGCCACGUCCGACUCAUCGAAAACUCGUCGCAGAGCGCGGAUGGCUUCGUCCCGGUCCUGCAGCUUCUGCUCCAUCUGGCCACCUCUUUGCGCCCUCGUAGAUUCCUUCCUUCUCUCCUCCUCUCUCUUACUUCCGUCCCGGCAGCCUCAAAAUGUCCCUCCGCGCCCUGGCAGACCCAGCGACAAGCAGGCGAAGAGCAACUAGAACGACGGAUGAAAAACUCGAGCAAGCUCUUCCUCUUAAUCCUAGCCUCACCAGGAUCACAGGCCACCUAUGAUUCUUUUAUACCUUUAAAUUCUUUUGAGAAAUCAAAAAUCAGUGAUAUUGUUUAUGGUGAACUAAAGAAUAGAAAAUCUGCAAUUUCUUGUUUGUCUUUUUUGCUGUUUUCGGGCCUUCGCCAACGCACGAGGUUCACGUUGGAUAGCAGAGCUCCCGCUGCCCGUGCUGGGAACGUGCGGCCCGACGGGGAUUUCCACAGCGGCAGGAGCUACAAAAGGCGCCUCAGCGGCGGCUUUGCAAGCAUCAGUCGCUCGCAGCCCUCAACACCCACAGCGCCUCUCCACACGCCGCACACUACCAUGAAGGCCGCCAUGUUGCUGUUGCCACUGCUGGCCCUCGCGUGCUUCGCGCACGCGCUGCCCGUGAAACCAGACGUGCUCUCUUCCGCGGACGACGUGCACGCGAACGGCGCGGCGGAGCCACACGUGGUGGAGGCGGACGCGGAUUCGCUCCGCGCGGUGGACACCCCGGCGUCUGACAAGUUGGUGCGCGAUCGCCGCUCCCCCUUCCAGCCGCGCCCUCAGCCUCAGGGGCAGGGCCAGGGGCAGGGCCAGGGCCAGGGGCAGGUCCAGGGCCAGGGGCAGGAGGGGAGGGGCACGGUGUCGGGGGGCGUGCACCGGGAGCGCGGCGUGGGCACGGUGGUGCACGCGCAGGGCGAGGGCACCGUCUGGCGCAGCAGGGACGGCCGCACCAGCGUCGACGCGCACGGCCAGUACGAGCGCGUGGUGCGCGGCCCGGCCAGGGGCCGCCCCAACUACAACGUGGGCGUGCGCUUCCAGCACCGCAUCUGA